This is a messenger RNA of Blepharisma stoltei, 653 nucleotides long. The record is from the annotation of a GenBank genome assembly. NCBI's taxonomy places the organism in Eukaryota, Ciliophora, Heterotrichea, Heterotrichida, Blepharismidae.
AUGGCAACUAAAGGAAAUUUACAACGUAGACAAGCUCAGCAGCAAGCACAUAAAGCGCAGGCCCAGAAGCAGGGAUACAAGCUUCCUGAUUUUUUGGUAUUUUUUAUGUAGCUAGAUGAUUUAAGAGCUGCAGUUGCCUUAUAUGAAACUGAGGACCAGCCUGGAGUAAUUCAAAUGAAUCAUGUAAGAGGGAUUUUAUGAAAUUUUGGCUUUUGGCGUAUGACCAGCAAGGACUUCGAGAAAGAGCUGCAAAGCCAUGAUAUUGACCCUAGGAGAACUUAUUUAGAAUGGAACGAGCUUCUCAAUAGGCACCCUAUGAGGUAAAUAAAAAUAAAUUUUGUUCCUAUAAUUUAUUUUAUAAAAAUUUACUAUAAUUUAUCUCAUAGAGAAAUUAAUAUUUACCCCUUCUCAAUAUCGUAACAAGGAGAUACCACCAAGGUGGCAGAGAACAAGAAAUAAAGGACACUUUUAAAAUUUUUGAUAAAAGAGAAAAAGGGUACGCAAACGUCUCUGACAUCAGGGCAGCUUUGCAAAGUAAAUUAGAAGUUCCAGUGACGGAGCAUGAAGUAAACGAGAUGUUUGAAAUGGCAGGGAUUGACCCAAAUAACCCAAUUAUGCUGAAUGAUUUUAUGAAUGUGAUGAAAAGCUUUUAA